Linum trigynum is the source of this 2423-nucleotide messenger RNA. Lineage: Eukaryota; Viridiplantae; Streptophyta; Magnoliopsida; Malpighiales; Linaceae. The record is from the annotation of a GenBank genome assembly.
AACAGAGCACGAGCUAGGUGUCACUCAGCCAAUAGGCCACUAACUCCCCACUCCCAACUUUACAUGCCACUUCCUACCUCAUUUAUCUCCCAAACUAGCUAACCAAAUCCAGAAACCCUAAACCUCAAACAAUCCUCCUCCUCCACACUUAUGGAGUACUCUAUCAACCAAAAGGAAAAGAAGCCAAUCCCACCACCCAUCAACACAACACUCACCACCCAAACCUGCAACUGCUUCUUCUGCACAUUAAAACGCCCCAAAAACUCACUCUCAAGAACAGCAUCCCUAACAACUUUUCUCAACCAAAUGCCUUCUAUCGAGAGCCAUGAAAACGUCCUAAUCCUCAGCGAGCUAUGGACCAUCGCCAUGCACCAUCCAGACGACCCGCAGCUCCCUUCCCUCGGCAUCUUCGCUUCCAUGGCUGCACUAAUCCAAAAGGCCAUAAAAUCUCCCUCCUGGCUUCUGCACGACCAAAACAUCUACAUCCCCUACUACGCAGCCCACGUCAUCGGCUCUUACACCAUGAACAAGCCGGAGUUCGCAGAGCAGGCCGUGGAGUCAGGGGUCAUCCCGCCGCUGUUGGACCUCCUCGGAGGUAAAAUCAGCUGGGUCGAACAGCGAGUCGCGGUUCGAGCCCUGGGACACCUCGCCAGCUACCAGGCCACCUUCGAAGCAGUUGCGGUUUACGAACGUGAGGUCGUUGAGUUAGCCAUGGAGCUGGCUUGCUCUGCAGCUGACGUGGUGUACAAGGAGUUCGUCGGGGUGAAAGACGGUGCCUUGAGAUUGAAGUACCACUGUGAUUUGCUCACGCGAGGUGUUGGUGGCUCGGAAAUGGAAGAAAGAAAAGCUGAGGAAUGGGCUGGCCAGGUUCAAUGCUGGUCUCUUUAUCUCUUAAACUGUUUCGCAUCCAAGGAGAGAUCGAUAACCUUGAUCUGCAGCAGAGUUGGGUUCCUCGAGAGAUUGAGCAAGAUGUGGGGCGGAGUAGCGAAUCACUCUUCGCCAGCUGGCAUCGGGCUGAUUCGGAUACUCUGUUACUACAAAGCUGGCAGGAAGAAGAUUGCUGAGUCGGAACAAGUGAUCCGAAGUCUCUGUAACAUCUCGAGAUCGUCGGAUGAUUGGCAGUACAUGGGGAUCGACUGCCUUGUUUUGCUUCUCAGAGACCGAGAAACUCGGUACAGAGUCAUGGAGCUUGCUUCCCUCUGCCUCGUCGAUUUGGUCGAGGUUAAAAAUCUUGGUCAUUACAGAUCAAACGUGGGCGAAACAGUCGCGGAAGCUCUGCUUUUGGACUACAAGCUGCAAUGGAAGGUGCAGCAGCUGAAGGGUAAUGAGAGGGUUGAAAAGAGAUUAGAAGAAGUAUGGAGCUUGAAGGUGGGGAGAAGGAAGAAAGAGAGGACAAUGUCGAAAGAGAGACUGGAGGAGAGGAAAGUUCUGGCCAUGCUGAUAAAGCAACAGGCGAAACGUUUCUUCGUGGUCGGGGAGGUGGAGGAAGCGAUGGCGAAGUAUGGUGAAGCGCUGGAGACGUGCCCGUUGCGGUUCAGGAAAGAGAGAAUGUGCUUGUAUGGUGACAGAGCAGAGUGUCGGUGGGUUGUUGGUGACGUGGAUGGGGCGAUCAGCGACUCGACUCGGGCGAUUUCGCUGUCGUCGACGGCUGACGGGAACAGGAGCUUGUGGAGGAGGGCGAAGGGGUAUGAGAUGAAAGGGAUGGCGAAGGAGUGCUUGAUGGACUGCAUAAUGUACGUGAGCGGGUGUGUGAAGAUGGAACGACGUCGUGGAGUGGGAGUUAUCCCGUACGACGCGGUGCAUUUGAUGAGCAAGAUGAUGGAUGCCACGUGGCUGUUUGCUGCUGCGAAGAGUGCAAAGGCUGAUGAACUACUCGUGAAGGAUGAUGAGAAUGGGGAAUUGGAAGAGAUUGUCAUGAGAAUGGUUAUGGAGACAAAGGGUGACAUUUCACUCUCAGGGGACGUGGGUGAAGGGCUUUCAACUAUAGUGGAAGAAGAGCCAUCGGGGAAGGAAUAUUUGAGCAGGAGAAAGUUGGCAAGGCCAAGAACAGGGAAGAAGAAGCCUCAAUCACUGUAAUACAAGAGAGGAAAUGAAGAUGUGAGAACUAUUUUUGGAUUAUUGCAGCGUUUUAAAUUGGUAAAUGACUAGGCGGAUAUAUGGGGUUUAGCAUAUGUACGUGCUGACGUCAUUGGAUCUCGUUUGUAUAACUUAUAGCUGUUGUUGGAUGUAUAUUGUGAUAAUUUUUAUAUAAAUGAUUGUUAUUGCAUGCAUUCAACAACUAUGAAUUGUGAGAUGCAUGAUCCACCAACAUAAAAGCAGUUAAAUUUGCUAGAUUUUGAGAUGGAUUUUACGUUUGGUCAUUAAACUUGGUUUUAACUUAUGGAGUUUAUCACUUAUUAAGUUAAUCAACAUCUGAUCUCAGA